AUGGUGCACUCCAGGCCUUUCGCUUGCUGCCUCGCCUGGGCGGCCUUGGCCGCCGCCCACGGCCCGGCAUUGCAGAGCGUCGAGGUUGACUCCCGCGCUGAGCUGGGUCCAGAGGUUGACUACGGUUCCGAGUUGGAACCGGAGGUUGGCUCCAGUUUCGACGUGGAUCCGGAGGCCGGUCGCAAGAGACACCGUGAAAGAGCUGGGAGGUCGGCAGCCCUUCUCCGAACUGAAAACCGGGCAGGAGCUCGAGGUGGUAGCGAGGACUUCGCAUCCGAUGCCAGCCUUUUAGAUGCAGAGGAGGAGUCUCACGGAAGAGCACACGCCGAGAAGGUCACGAAGAAGAAGAAAAAGAAAAAAAAGAAGGCCCUGGCGAAGAAGUGUGUCGGCACACACCUGACCAGCUGUCCGUCUGAUGGCUCCGACCCGUGCAAGACCAAAUCGGCAGGCAACUGCAUCAACGUCUUUCACUCCUGUGGCGAUGACGUCCUGAAACAGUGCGGACUGGACAAGAAAAAGAAGUGCACCAGCCUCAGCGGUGGAGCCUGCUACCUCCAAUGCACCGGAAGAGAGCUCUUUGGC
This is a messenger RNA of Symbiodinium necroappetens, 582 nucleotides long. NCBI's taxonomy places the organism in Eukaryota, Dinophyceae, Suessiales, Symbiodiniaceae. The record is from the annotation of a GenBank genome assembly.